UAGAAUAUAUUACGCUGAAGCGAUCGACAUCGAAAUCAAAGUGAUUUGUUAAGAUUUAGUAAGCGGAAAACGUUUUCACGCGAAAUGGAAUUUCAUACAAAAAAAUACCGUUAUUUCCUUAGGAUCGCAAAGCUAUCCUUCCCUCUUAAGGGCCAAAAAUUAUUUUACAAAAAAAUAGAUCACGUAGAAGUUUUGUAGGUAUGUAAAUGCAAUGUUCUACUUAUGUUCUACUAAAAUCGCAGCACAGUAGCGCGCCUAGCGGUAAAUCAACUCACUAUUUUCUCCACUAUUGGUUGACAUGAGAACCACUUCCCUUCAAAUAUCUAAUCGCUCAUUUAUUUAUUGAAUUUUAAAUGUAAUUCAAAAGGCGAAAUAUUUAAUCUUUAGUAAAAGGCGUAAAUAUAAUUCACUAAUGGAUUGCAGAAGUAUUCAGUAAAAAUAAACACUAAGAGCAGAUACUGUUUUUACGAUUACCUUAUCUGUAUCAAAAAUGUUACUAGUUCAAAAAACUACCAUCCUUCACUGAAUGACAGAGAUAGACUUACGCAAUCUGACUUAUAAGCAAGCGAGAAAAGGCUAUUCCUGGCAAAAUCGUUCUCAUUCGCUGUCUUCGUUGUAUGUUAUAGCUAUAGUUGUAUUUAGGUAUGGUAUAGAAUAGUUAGUGUAGUCUAGUCUAGUUUGAUUGUAGCGUUCAUAAAUUUCUUGCUUAUCGUGCGCUAUGGCCGUAACAAAAAAUUAAACGAAAUACUUAUUUCGAUAUAAAUUAUGACACAUAAACAGACGUGUUUACUCUUUCUAGUGCUCAGAUAUUAUUCACCAAAAAUAAUCAAAAUGUAAAGCCCGUGUUACUGUGUGUCUGGUAAGGGUGAAUGGGAUUUUGAAUCUCAUACAGUGUAAAUCUUUGCGGUUUAUGAGUUAAUCUCGAGUCGUUUGGUUAGUAGUAUAAACAAGAACUAUGCAACAAUGUGGGUUUUGCUCAAUGUUGUCUGGACUGUUACGGAGAGCUAUGUGCAUCGGCAGCAGACGAGGUAGCAGCGAGUCCUACUACAGGGAGCUCGGCGAUCAAGAUACAUUGAAAAUUGAAGAUAAAUCGUCGGAUAUAUCUGAUGAAUCCGAAGAAAUAAUUCAAGAAAUCCCGCGAAGAAUAAACUCUAAGGACUAUUCGGAAGAGCUUGAAAACAUGCCCAAAAAACAUGUGUAUACAGGGAGGUUUCUCACAAUGCACAAACGACGCAAGAAAAGACUUUUGACAAGAUCAUUGUGUCAUGAAGCAGCUUUGUUAGAUGAUUUACACCCCGGACAAGUUCAACGCAUCCUCGACCAGUCGGUGCUGUGGCAGUUCAACGCCUUUACGCUAGAAAACGUCUCGGGGGGUCGUUGUCUGCCAGUACUCUGUGUUCAUCUAUUCCACAUCUAUGGCCUGAUAUCAUAUUUCAAACUCGACGCAGCGAAGGCUUGGAAAUUAUUCAGCUUAAUCGAAGAAGGCUACCACAGUACAAACCCUUACCACAAUUCGGUACACGCUGCUGAUGUCACGCAGGCCAUGCAUUGCUUUCUACAACAGAAACAAAUUCGAGAUUAUCUAGAACCCCUUGAAGUGAUGGCGUCCCUGCUGGCAGCGAUCGCGCACGACAUGGACCACCCGGGAGUCAACCAACCCUUUCUUAUAGCUACUUCCAAUCACCUUGCCACGUUGUAUAGAAACACGUCAGUUUUGGAAAAUCAUCAUUGGCGUUCAGCCGUAAGUUGCCUGAAUGAGAGCGGGCUGCUGGACCAGACAGGCGACAUCCAAGCCGCGCUGGAGCGCCAAAUCAGUUCGCUGAUUCUCGCCACGGACAUCACGCGGCAGCAAGAAUACCUAAGCCAGUUCAAGGGCUACCUCGACACGAACAGCCUCGACAUGUCGCAAAAGGAGCACCGGCACCUAGUGCUGCAGAUCGCGCUCAAGUGCGCGGACAUCUCCAACCCGUGCCGGCCGUGGCACAUCAGCCGCAAGUGGAGCCACAAGGUGUGCGAGGAGUUCUUCCGCCAAGGCGACUACGAACGCAAACUCAACCUGCCCGUUACGGCGCUGUGCGACCGACACACAACCUCCAUACCCAAGAUCCAAACAGGUUUCUUCAAAUUCGUUGUGACUCCUCUCAUAACCGAAUGGCACCGCUUUUUGAAAAACGAUCUGUCGGAUGAGAUGUUAAAAAAUUUACUGUAUAAUCAAAACAAGUGGGACAUGCUCGUGGCGCAAGAAAUAGCGGAGGAGACCGGGACGGAGAUGUCGGACGCGGACGCGGUGGACGACGACCUCGACACCUGCUCCGGCACCAACCUGUCCGCUAGCUCCGAGCUUCUGCUGCCGCUGCGCCGCAGUUCUCUCAACCCUGCCAAGACCCAAGGCUUGAAAGAACAACUUAGGCGGUUCUCUGUUCCCUUGAAUGUAUUCCAAGACUCAAAAUUCAAGAACAGAGACAAAAGUCGUACGCCUUCACUGGCUGAAUCUCGAAUGCGCACUAAUGGCAGCCCAUUGAGUAGUGAACAUUCUCUACAUUCACAACUCAGCGUUCGUGGACAUUGCGAGCAUGGAAAACCCACUGAAAAAAUGUUGAGUACCGAGAAACUACUUCCGGAUUCUUCGAUAGCUUCUAUCACUACUCCGGUUCAAGCGACCCGUUUGAAUAUCGUACUGAAAGAUGGCGGAAGUUGCAAGCUCAUCCGGCAACAGACAUUCCCGCCGCUCGAGACCGUCGCGCACGCGCAUGCCCUCGCCGUCAGACCGCUCCACACGAGCAACGAAGACGCCAUCUACCCGUCCCGGUACAUCAAGACUGAGAUCAGCCAAAAGUUCGACAUGAGUAAAAAGGAGGGAAGAUUUAGCAAUAUAUUCAAAAGAUAUGAUACUGAUAAGACUGAUAACGAUGACGCUUCUGAAAAUAAUAACUUAGACACUACGGAUUGUUCACGUAAUAUAGAGAAAGAGAAUCGGGACCCAUCGAUACGCAGCACGAGCGGCACGCGCGGCAGCCAGUUGCGGGACAACCUGGCGGGCGUGCCGCUCACGCGAGCCGCCGACCAGCUGGCUCGUCGCCGCAAGUCCAUGCCCACCGACAUCAUCACAUACACUCCGAAAGAGAAAAAGAUGCGAGAAGUGACCACGAUUCCAGAAUUUUUAAAAAAGACUCUAGCCGGCAAAGAUUGUUGGACACGACGGCGAGGAUCGGCGCCCGCUCCGGUGGCGUCAUCGGAGCUGCGCGGGCUAGCCACGCUCGGCGCGUUGCGGCACAGCAUCAACGGCGGGCGCCGCAAGCCGGGCCCCAUUGGUACGUGCCAGCAGUGGCUGGCCAAGGCCACGCUCGGCGUGCACGACAGGAAGAUACCGCACCUACCGCGGAGAAGUUCGCUGCCCGUUGAGAUGUUUCGCCCUACUGAAGCUUUGUAACUGUCGGAAUCCAAAUCAAAAUCAUGUGAUUGGUUUAUGCUGAAAAUAUUGAUUUGUAAGACUUUACCGCAAAAUCGAGGUGUUGGCUGUUUAAUUUCAGAAAGCAAUGUGUGUCUGUUGAGUGGACACUGUUUGCUGAAAAUGCAUUAAGAAUGGUAAAUUGUAAGCAUAAAACACUUUACUUUGGAUUUGCAGCCGUGCGAAUGAAAUGGUUAGAUAUACAAAUUAUGGGAUCGAAUGUGUUUUUAUAUGCAUCGUAUUAUUCUUAUGGUACGAUGUCUUUUAAUAUAGCCUCAUUGCGUAUUUUUAAACAAUGUGUCGUUUGGUAUGUUCACAUGUUGACAGCUUUUACAUGCAACAUCAACAUCAAAAUAAUUUUAAACAGUAUUGCAGUCAUGUAUAGAUUUCUUUAUAUAAUAUUUUCAUUUGUAGUCUGAAACUUUAAGAUACAGCCAUUUCUGGAUUAUUUAUUUGUUUUGGUGAUCGUAAUUGUCUAUGCUCCUGAUGGCUCACGCAUAAUAACGUCCCUUUGCUAUCCUCCUACAGAAUCUAUUGAACCAGGUGACUCAGUAUAGGUACUAUGGCAAUAUUAUAACUAUAUUGUGACGGGAAUCUGGCGGAGCUUUUUUUAGUUUCCGACUGCCUCAUACUUGAUAAUACAAUAGAACAUCCGUUUCCGCUUUCAUAAUCGUUUUGCUUACAUACCUACUGUUGAGCAAGUACAUACGACAUUUGACUAAAUACUGCCAUGGUGCGCUUAGUCGAUAAGAUUUGUCGCUCAUAUGUAACCAAAGUCCUUGUGUUGUAAUAAAGUCAAAAUGCAAUAUGUAUUAAAUAUAAUUGUAAAGGGGGUCUUACCACGAUAAUCUUAUGUUAGCUCGUAUUUCAUGUUUUGAUACAAAACGGAUUGUUGUGAUCAAAAACAACUCAAAAGUAAUUCGUAUAAUUUUUUUUUAAAUGUAUUAAUCAAAAUACCGUUUGCUCGACAUGGAAGUUGCAAUAAACUAACGUUCUAUUUGUAGGACCGAGUAAAGUAAUGUGAUUGGAUUGCAGUGGCGGUGCGUCAUGUAUAUCCAUUUGACGAGCCGGACUACGUUUUUGUGCUGCUUUGAGUGCUUUUUCUUAAAAAUCUUUAGGAUAGGGUGUUUACUGUCUCAAAUUAACUAAGCCUAAAGGAAUUGAGUUCUACAGACGCCCCACCACUGUUGGAUUGGUUAUUUAAAAUUUUACAUGCGUAUCUCUCAUAUUCAUUCGAACUAUUUGGCCUUGUCUGUUUUAGUUUCAGUAUUAUUAUUAUUUUAUUGUGUUUAUGUACCAUUAUAAGGUUAUAAAUAUUAUAUAUUGAACUGGAAAGACAACCCGCCUCAUGUAUGAAAAAAAAUUGGUUAGGCUGUAUCGGGAACACAGCCGCAAUGGUUUGACGUGAAACGUGGCGUGGAAAGUUAUUGCAUAGGCCGCUUAGAGCUGAAGGCUCGAAACCUACGGGAGCUACUGUAAGCAUCUAGGAAAAUGCUCAGACAAAACAGUAUACUGUGUAGUACUCGCACAGUGUGAAGAGCGGCGCAUUCGCCCUGUAUGUCAGAGCACACAAAGCUUACAGUGUGAAGGGCGUGCAGUGUAACGGUGUACCUACAGUGUCAGAGCGUGCAAAGCUUACCCUGGCACUUUGUAUGUAAGACGGACGCUUCGCGUACUUUGAACGUCUGGUUUCGCCCGACCUAUCAGUGUAACCUUUGACCUUUGCAUUUAGACACUCGUACUAUUGUUCUAUGUUUAGUCACAAACGUCGCGUCUCUCGGACACUUGACGUAUUUAAAUUUUUAGUAAUUUGUAUAAAAAUAUCGUAAAUUCUAUCAUUAAAGAUUAACUAUCUUUAUCAAAUUAGCUGUCUUUUCGGUCAUAAUGACCAACAAGGAGAUGCACAUAGACGAGGUGUGUAAUCAGCUUGGCCGCGUCUGUUUCGCACUGCGCCGUCUGGCGCGCACUGCCGAUAAAUAGCACAGGAGUUGUAUGAAAAUUUGUAGGCGGAUACGUCAUACUAAUUACUACAAAGCAGGGCUUUUAUUUUUCUAGUUCAAUGUUUGUGUCUUUUUACAUACUAAAAAUAUAGAACAGUAUAAGUGUUUAUAUAACCGCCAAAAAUUUUCAAAUAAUAUUAAAAAUCGUGUGUGGUAUCAAAUAAUAGGGAAUAACAUGGUGAAAAAGGUUAUGGCGUUGAUUUAUUUUUGAAAAUAAAAAUAAAUUAUAAAAUGGUGGAAGAAAAAAUGAAAGCUUCUGCAGUGUCCAAAAUCAUAAUUUUAAUUAAGCGAAUUGCAUUUUGUAAUACAAAUGACGUAUAAAUUUCAGCAAUGUUAUAUUUAAGACACAUGUCAUAUGUCAUAUCAAUAACAAUGUCAUAUCUAAAGAGACAGGCACAAGUUCAGCUGCGGGUCAGCAACGGUACAUGGAGCUCAGUCGCAAAGGCCAAAGAAGAUGUCAGUACUACAAUGAACAUCAACAACGUUUGCAUAGAGCUUGAGCAACAUAAAAUAGGUAUGUAGCGAAACUAGGGACUUGUUUUGUAAAGUGAGGGAGCUAGCUGGGAAGCUUUAGAACCUGUGCCAUUGAAGAAGAAACCGGGAAUGUCCUGACAGACAUAUCGCAGGUUUUGGAGCGCUAAAAGCGAUACUGCGCAGCACUGUAUGAUACUUACAGGGAGUACUGAAACUAUCCGUGAUCCUUCGUUCGGAAGUGGAAGGCGUGCCGAGUUCGGCAGGAAUACCAUAUAUACCCAUGUUCCAUGGGGCAACAUGGGAGAAGCAGGAACAACACUUAUGGCGGAAAUAUGUAAUGUGAUGUGGAGAUCUUGGAAAUUUCCGACGGAAUGGACAGAAUCAGUGUCAUCCCCUUACACAAAAAAGGAUCUAAAUACCAAGACAUGCGGCAAUUAUAGAGCCAUCGCGCUGAUCUCCCACGCACGUAAGAUCCUUUUACAUAUAAUUAACCAGCGGCUCAACCAUUUUCUCAGGAGCCAGAUACCACAGGAACAAGCUGGCUUCGUUAAAGCAAAGGGCACCAGCGAGCAGCUUCUCAACAUCCGCCAAGUCGAGAACAGUAUUUACUUGCCCAGUUGUCUCGUGUUUCAUACACUACACCCUUUGACUGCAUGCAGUGGGACAAGUUGUCGGCUGUGUUGCGCGAGAUGGGAACUCCGGAAUAUUUUUCACUUGACGAUGCCGAUGACACUGCCCUUUUAGCGACAUUUGUGGAGAAUAUGCAGGAGCUGUUUCAGAGACUCGAGACGGACGGGUUAGUUACAGUCUGCCAGCAGCACACAAUGUAGAAGAUAAUUUCAUACAUUCAAAAAUCUUUCAGUUUCUCAGUCACCAAUUUUGUUAUAUUAUUUUAUUUUAUAAAAUCACGUCAACCAUUUUCGGCAUGUAAUUUCCUGUAAUUUACAUACACAAUUAUUUUUAUUUUUUUCAAUUUUACAAAUUAUGAAAUUUGUGGCGGUGUAAAAAACGCGUUUUGCACACUUCGAUUUUUCUAUACUUUUAGUAUGUCAAAAAGAUACACACAAAGAACUAAGAACAUCAAACCCCGUCUUUUUAGGAAUUAUUAUGACCCCAAAGACUAUAUAUUAUCUCCUCUACUAAAAGCUCGGUGUUGACGUACGGUGUGGAGCUUCGGGCCCAUGUCGCGGACUGGUAUUGCGUUUUUUUCAAUUCAAAAGCGAGCACUCCGCGGUAUGGCAGGCAAACCAAACGACGCUCCAGCCCGGAAGCUAUUUCUUGAGUUCCAAAUUCUACCCCUAUCCUGUAUUGUAUACUAAUACAGCAGGAAGCGGUGUUCACACACACCAAUCGAGAUCGGUUCAAACGCAGGGGUACGGACUCUAGAUAUCCACUGCGUAGUAACAAGCACAGAGACCGGCUGGUAGCAGAGCGCCACACAUUAGCAAAGUCGGUCUAUUGUUUCGGAGCUUCAGUCUACAAUCGAUUACCCGAUUACAAGAAAUGCACUUCUACUGAAGGAUUCAACCCUAAACUAGAAAAGUGGGUUCUUACGAAGAUGUUCUAUGAUUAUAUCGAGUUUUUUGACAUUCCACUUGUGAUUUAAUAAUUUAAUGCAGAUUAGUGCGUGACAUUUUUAUAUUGUAUCGAUUAUAUUAAUGAUAUAUUGACAUUUUGAAUAGUUAUUUCAUUUACGACAUAUGGAUUAAAAAUAACAGCACAACAUAUACUAGACCUAUUUAUAACCGAUAUUGUAACAGUUGUUAUCAAUAAAGAUUUUCAUUUUCACAACUAAAUGAACAA
Cydia pomonella (codling moth) is the source of this 7725-nucleotide messenger RNA. Its product is annotated as dual specificity calcium/calmodulin-dependent 3',5'-cyclic nucleotide phosphodiesterase 1C-like. Gene Ontology annotation, molecular function: 3',5'-cyclic-AMP phosphodiesterase activity. The transcript has 11 exons. Lineage: Eukaryota; Metazoa; Arthropoda; Insecta; Lepidoptera; Tortricidae. The coding region runs from base 956 to 3430 and encodes 824 amino acids. The record is from RefSeq and is a predicted model, not a curated record.